GUAGCAGCGAGGCCCCUUGUUCAUCUCCUUCCCUCCGAAUCCUUCCACCGAAGCAAAAACGCCAACUUUAUUAUCACUCCUCGAUUCUGCUCUUCCUUUCCCUCCAAAACCCUUCUCCUAACUAAACUCCGAAGCGAAAGCCUAACUUCUCUCUCACCUCGCCGAGCAAUGGCGGCCCCGGCGUGUUCACCGCCGUCCGUACAAGUCAGGGAGAAAAUCGAGCCCACAGUCACCGAGGCUGCGAUUUUCGAAAGGCUUCUCAAAACUCUCGACCACUUCGGCCUCCAAAACCAGCUCCGAGUGGCUGGCGGCUGGGUCCGCGACAAGCUUCUAGGAAAAGACUGUUACGACAUUGAUAUUGCGCUCGACAAUAUGUCGGGCAGUGAAUUUGUUGAGAAGGUUACAGAGUACUUGUCAGAGAAUGGAGAAAAGGCACAAGGAAUUGCCGUUAUUCCAAGCAAUCCUGACCAAUCAAAACAUUUGGAAACAGCGAGAAUGCGCAUAUGCGAUGUAUGGAUUGAUUUUGUAAACUUAAGGUGUGAAGAGUAUAGUGAGAACAGCCGCAUUCCUACAAAGCAAACAUAUGGCACACCAGAAGAGGAUGCGUACAGAAGGGAUUUAACCAUUAACAGCUUGUUCUACAAUAUCAACACCAAAUCAGUUGAAGAUUACACUAAAAGAGGCAUUGCAGAUCUUAAAUCUGGAAAAAUUGUGACUCCUUUACCUCCAAAGACUACUUUUAUGGAUGAUCCUCUACGAGUUCUAAGAGCUAUCCGUUUUGGUGCAAGAUUUGAUUUCGUACUAGAUGAAAAACUGAAGGAAGCUGCAGCCAGUGAUGAUGUGAGAGCUGCUCUCGACGAAAAAAUUAGUAGAGAGCGCAUUGGUACUGAAAUUGAUCUCAUGGUUUCUGGCAACCAACCUUUUAAAGCGAUGUCCUACAUUCAUGAUUUGAAGUUAUUCUAUGUUGUAUUCUUUGGUCCUCCUUCUGAGCGUCCUAAGUUUGAGCCUGCAAUACCAGACAGAUGUGACAGACUGUGUAUUGCUUACUUGGAUGCUACGUGGAGCCUUAUUCAGUUAGUUGGAUACUCCUCCUUCACUGAUGAACAGAGAAGGCUCUCUCUUUAUGCUGCUAUGUUCCUCCCGUUCAGAAACACUACAUAUAUUAGUGAAGAUAAAAGAUCAAAAACGAUUGCUGCUGUCGACUUAAUUUUUCGGGGCGCACUUAAGCGAAAAGUCAGCGAUUCAGAAACAGUUAUAAACAUACACAAAGCGUCGGAGAAGUUCUGGUCUUUGAUUCCUUUUUUAGCAUCAGAUGAUGACAUCCAAGAAGCUAAAAUUGAGUGGGCAGGAGACUUGGUUGAUAUCCCGGUUUCUUCAAAGUUGCGUGUAUUGACAGGGAUGCUGCUACGAGAAAUCAAAGAUUUCUGGCGAGUUGCGUUGCUGAUAUCUACUUUGUAUAAAAUUGAUCCUACUGAGAAUCUUUUAAACAAGAACUUUCAGCCGGACAUGCUAAGAGACAUGUUUAAAGCAGCUGAGAAUAGCAUUAUUGAAUUAGGCCUUGAAAAAGUAUGGGACGUCAAACCAUUAGUCAAUGGAAAGGAGAUAAUGAACACUUUGGAGCUAAAGUCUGGAGGACGACUUGUUGGGGAAUGGCAACAAAAACUACUUAAAUGGCAACUUGCUCAUCCUUCGGCUACUUCAGAGGAAUGUCUUAAAUGGAUGAGGCAAAAACGUUUAAAGACAGAGUAAUUCAACACGACAUAUCAUCUGGUAUAGUGAGAUAUGGUACUUCUACAGUGAAUGAAGAUCCCUGAAUUUUGCUGCCCACUGCAGCGGCAACACCUUAUGUAGUGACUCCAAUUUUUGGCAAUUAGAUAAAUAUUAUUUUGCAA
Molecule: messenger RNA, 1892 nt
Organism: Morus notabilis
Lineage: Eukaryota; Viridiplantae; Streptophyta; Magnoliopsida; Rosales; Moraceae
Product: putative CCA tRNA nucleotidyltransferase 2
Exons: 15
Coding region: 169-1749 (526 amino acids)
Biological process (GO): tRNA 3'-terminal CCA addition
Molecular function (GO): RNA binding; ATP:3'-cytidine-cytidine-tRNA adenylyltransferase activity
Source: RefSeq, a predicted model, not a curated record